GGGCCUAUUGUUUUAUGACAACAUGACAACUUGACAACCAAGAAGUGUUUUGUACAAGCUUAUGAAGCUUAUAAUGAUUUUUAAAUAUAUUAAUUCAUUUCGUUCUUAUCAUUCAUUGCUCUCGAUUUCUAAAACCUGCAGUAUGAAUCAAGACAAAUGCUAUUUUAGAUAUAUUAAAAAUCUUGAGAUGGUAAACAUUACAUUUCUAUUUCAUGUUAAAGAUAAUGUGAGGCAAUUUAAUUUAAGUAGAAAACCUUCGGAAAGUUUAGAAAUACUGUGCAAUCGUAUUGCGACAAAUGUUCAAAAGGCUUGCAACAAGAAAUCAAAGAAAAAAAAGCAUGAUAUUGAGCAAGAAAUUGAGGUAAAUAUUUACGAUAACAGAAAUAAUCCAAUUUCUAAAAACUGUAGCUGUGCUGAAUUAUUUUCCUAUCAGCAUCCAAUUUUAAAAAUUUCGGAAAAACGUUAUGAUAUAUUACUCAAUGCGCCUUGGAUCAUUAAUUUUAAAUUACCAAAAACUAUAUUAAUGGGAUUUCCUGUUUAUCCUGAAAAUUUUGAAACUCAUUUUAUGGAGAGACGACUGAGUGUAUUUAAUUGGUAUAGAGGUAGGGCAUACAAUGAAAAAGGAAAUGAGGUUAGUGACAUGCAUAUUCAAUGGGAAUUUAUUAUAAAUAGCUUCUAUUACACACCAACUAAAGAAGAUAUUGGUCUGAAGUUAAAGUUGGAGUGUAUACCAGUAAAUACAAAUAGUAUAGGUCCAGCUGUGGAAUUUGUGACAAAAAGUACAGUGGAAGCUGGUCCUGGCCCUUGUCCAUUUGAAAGUAGACAUGCAUUCACUGCAAAUAAAUUGAAGGAUAAAAGUUUCCGUUGUGUGUCAUACAAUAUAUUAGCUGAUUUAUACUGCGACUCUGAAUUUGCACAUACUGUUUUACACCCAUACUGCCCACCAUAUGCUUUGCAUAUUGAUUAUAGGAAGCAACUUAUAUUGAAAGAAUUAAAAGGUUAUAACGCUGAUAUCAUUUGUCUUCAAGAAGUUGAUUCUAAAGUUUUUAAUGGCAGCUUAAAAACAUUUUUGGAGUGUGAUGGAUUAGAAGGCUUGUUUUAUAAAAAGGCAAAGUCUGUUGCAGAGGGUUUGGCCUGCUUCUAUAGAAGAGAAAGAUUUAAGCUCAUAGGUGAUGAUAACAUAUUUUUAGCAACAGCCCUAAAAAAUGAAACUUGUCUGAAGUCAAUUUGGAGUGCAAUAAAAGACAACGAACCAUUAUUGGAAAGAGUUCUGGACAGAUCAACUGUAGGAAGUGCAACAUUUUUGCAAUCAACUGAAAAUCCAAAUGAAAUUCUUUUAGUUGGCAAUACUCAUUUAUAUUUUCAUCCAGACGCAGAUCAUAUAAGAUUACUUCAAGGAGGCAUUAUUAUAUAUUGGAUAAGAGAGUUACAGAAAAAACUAAUAAAACAGCAUCCAGGAAAAAGAGUAAGCCUCAUAUUGUGCGGAGACUUUAAUAGUGUUCCGUCUUGCGGUAUUUAUCAAUUAUAUACAACAGGUGUGGCGCCGAGCACUCUCCCUGAUUGGGUAUCAAAUAAAAAUGAGGCCAUUACUGGGUUAAAUUUAACUCAAGACACAAUAUUAGAUAGUGCUUGUGGUACUCCGGAGUACACAAAUUUUACUCAGGGAUUUGCCGAUUGCAUAGAUUAUAUUUUUUAUGAAAAGAAUAAUUUGAAAGUAGAACAGGUCAUACCUAUGCCAAGUACAGAAGAGCUGAAGACGCAUGUUGCAUUACCAAGCAUUGUUUUUCCGUCAGACCAUAUUGCUAUCAUAUCAGAUUUACAGUUUAGAUAAUGUACAUAGUCAUAUACAUAUAAAUUAAAAUAAAUAAAUCAAUAAAUAUAUUUUUGACUAA
Molecule: messenger RNA, 1892 nt
Organism: Melitaea cinxia (Glanville fritillary)
Lineage: Eukaryota; Metazoa; Arthropoda; Insecta; Lepidoptera; Nymphalidae
Product: 2',5'-phosphodiesterase 12
Exons: 9
Coding region: 62-1831 (589 amino acids)
Biological process (GO): nuclear-transcribed mRNA catabolic process, deadenylation-dependent decay
Cellular component (GO): mitochondrion
Molecular function (GO): 3'-5'-RNA exonuclease activity
Source: RefSeq, a predicted model, not a curated record